Zingiber officinale is the source of this 1950-nucleotide messenger RNA. RefSeq names its product formin-like protein 2. Bases 1 to 735 code for a protein of 244 amino acids. The transcript is spliced from 3 exons. NCBI's taxonomy places the organism in Eukaryota, Viridiplantae, Streptophyta, Magnoliopsida, Zingiberales, Zingiberaceae. The record is from RefSeq and is a predicted model, not a curated record.
AUGGAGAUCGAAAUCGAGAUCAAGACGGAGAAGGAGAUCGAGAUCGAGAUUGAGAUGGGAGGAGAGGGGAUCGAUGGCGGCGGAGGGCAGCAUGGGCCAGUGGCCGCAGGCACAACACGUGGAAAGCCAUUUUCCCAAAAACUUCCGAGGCCAGAUCCUGGUAAACAAAAGUGGAUCAGGAUUGAACCACUCGCCCUCGCACUCCUCGCUACUGCUACGUUUGCCUUUCUAGGGCAUCGCCGCCGGCAGCUGCGAUAUUUAUCCGACCCGCAUCCUUCCUUCCGAGCUGCCUGCGAGUCUCCCUCUAUCUCCGCUGCUGCUAGUAACAACGCUUCUGUUAACGGCCGGACCGCCGCUGCCCCCGUCGAAGACGGUCGUUCUGAGGACACGCUGGACGGAUGCGGAAAGCUGUAUUCGCCGGGGCUCCGACCGCUUCCACCGCCGCCCCGCCAUUUUCAGCACUGGGAUGGAGAAGCGGAGGAGACGGGGACGUCGGAGGAGGAAUUUUUGUCGCCGAGGGGGUCCUUGAUCGAGAAAGAGAGCUAUGGGCGUGCAUCGAGCUCCUGGAGGACGAUUUCUGCUGCGGCGGCCGAGGAAUGUGGGUCUCGGAGCUCGUCCCGGAGUACUCCGCCGUAUCCGUCGUCGAACUUGGACGCAUCUCCUCGAUCGUGGCCGGUGACUUCGUCGCCACGCGUUAGAUCGAGCUCCGGACACUACGGCAGCAAAUGUCGGUAGUCUCGAAUUUUUGGCUCCGACACCGGGCACGCCGCCACCUCCUCCACCGCCAUCAACACCGUCGCCUCCAAAACGGAAACCGACGACGCUUUUCCCACCUUCUUCGCCGAUUGCGACAGAAUCCAAUAGAAAGGUGGAACUUUGCGAUAUAACGAGGGAAAACCUGAGGUCGCGGCACAUAACUGAUGACUUCCCUCAGCAACUAUUAGGCAUUAGCACUCUGCCAACGCCACCGCAGCAAAAUCAAGAUCCGCCGCCGCCGCUGCCGCCACCUGCACCACCACCCCCGCCUAUGAAAUAUUGGCAAAGUCAGAGUCGGAAGCCGCAAGCAAGACAAACACCACUGGAUGUGCCAUCGAAGCCUUAGAUUCGGCGAACUCGAAGGCGGCGGCUGCACUGGGAUAAGGUGCAGGCAGGCUCCAGUCAAGCAAUGUAUGGGAUCAGCUAAAAUCCAACUCCUUCCAACCGGAAAUCGCAUGAAUGUUGGUACAAUUCGGGGUGAUGCUCAUGCCUUCAAGCUCGAAACAUUGCUUAAACUAGUUGAUGUCAAAGGGAAUGAUGGCAAGACUACAGUUCUGCAUUUCGUCGUCCAAGAGAUUACCAGAGCAGAACACUCCCGCCUCUCUGCCACUUGCAAUAUGGCUGCUGAAGCACCAUUGUUGCAAGAGAUUACCCCACAACAUGAUCUAGAGUGCAGGAAACUUGGUCUACAAAUUGUUGCCGGUUUGGAGGGUGAGCUUAGCAACGUACUGCAUUCGAUUCUGACAUACUCAGUGGCUGUGUUUCAAAUCUCGUUGGAGGAAUGGAGAAGAUCAAUGAGGUAUUAAAAUUGAAUGAAGAACUAGGCUCCGAGAACAGCCACCGCAAAUUCCAUGAUGCCGUGACUCAGUUUCGUAAAAGUGCAGAGGAUGACAUUAUCAGAGUGCAAGCCCAAGAGAGUGUGGCAUCGUCUCUGGUUAAGGAAAUAACUGAAUAUUUUCAUGGUAAUAAUUCAGCUAGAGAAGAAACACACCCUCUUAGGAUCUUCAUGGUAGUCAGAGAUUUUCUGCUCAUUCUAGCUCAGGUAUGCAAGGAUGUAGGAAGGAUAAAUGAACAGGCAACUAUCAGCUUAGGACAGAAGUUAAUUACCAGCGCCGAGAUACCAAAGUUCAUAUGAUGAGAGCUCAUUGUCCUCAUGGUGUGAUAUUGUCACGGGUAAAUUUUGACCUUUGAAAA